AUGAUUAGAAUAUUUAGAAGGGCAUUCAGCCAAGUAAGGUUGAACUGAAUUACACCUGAUGGCAAAGAAAUUGCUACCGUAGCUAAAAUUGGUGAAACUUUGCUAGAAAAUGCUCAUGCUAAUGGUAUUGAUUUAGAAGGAGCAUGUGAAGGCUCAUGUGCGUGCUCCACAUGCCACAUAAUCUUAGAACCGCAUAUAUAUGACUGCAUAAAAGAGGCUACAGCUGAUGAAGAAGAUAUGCUGGAUCUUGCUUUUGGGCUGACACCAACGUCAAGACUUGGAUGCCAAAUUAAAAUUUCUCAAGAAAUGGAUAAUUGUAAAAUCAAGCUUCCAAGCGGAUCUGUUAAUUUGUAUGUAGAUGGACACAAGCCUAAACCUCAUUAA
Blepharisma stoltei is the source of this 384-nucleotide messenger RNA. The record is from the annotation of a GenBank genome assembly. NCBI's taxonomy places the organism in Eukaryota, Ciliophora, Heterotrichea, Heterotrichida, Blepharismidae.